GUUUCUCUGGACUGUGGAGGAGGAGUGGACCUUGCCAAUGAAAAAAAUGCCCUACCCCCCUUGCUGCACAUGUUGAAUUUGCCUCGAAGUGUCUGGACGUUACCAAAAACCCGGCACAACAAGUGGAUGAUGCGGGCGGGUGCUGGCUGAUCCACUGCUGUCUGGACGUGUCUGGGGGAGAAACUGCAAGAAGCGAAAACCGUCCUCCCAUCAGUGGAAACAGGCUUGGUACGCGGAUUAUUUAACGUUGAUUUACAAAUCUGCUGCAAAAGCUGGGCUUGGAAAGACUAGUGAUCGCGCUUAUCCAUUCAUUCUGUCUCACACACACACAAACACACCGCCUUCAUUUUUUUUUCCUUUUUGGAACAAGACUCUUGCUUGUUGCCUUUUUGCAAAUGCCUGGGCGAGAAGCAGUGUCUGUGGCUGUGCAGAGUGCCCCCAGCUUAAGCUGCCUCACUGGCUCACUCUUGGUGCUCUUGUUGCACCCGGAAAGAAGGGAGAAAAAUAACUCGUCAACCUGUGGUGCUGACUGACCAUACACACCUGCAGAUGUAGAUCAGUGGCAUAGCCCCCUCCUCAGGACUGCUGUCACCAGAUCCUUACACUAGCAAGAACAGCAUUGCUAUUUCUCUGCCUAGGAACAGUUAAGUGCUUCUUCUGCAUGACCAUAACCAAAGGGUGACCCAUCCACUCCCUUAUGUCCUAUGGGGACCUCAGAGCCAGUUUCUCAGUCUUCAUCUCCUCCUCCUCCUCCUCUUCCUCCUCUUACCACCGCUGCUGACGCCCUGGGUGCUGCUCCCAGGUUUGAGACAUUGUUGACAGGCUGAAGAAAGGAUUUGCAAAGACCUCCUCACUGUGUAAAUAAAGUGAUGGCUGGAAUUAACUUCAACUCCCCAAGUAAUGAUAUUAAACAGUAAUAAGAUUGCUAGGCCAAAGCAUUACUAGGAACAAAUUAUGAGGAAAGAGACUAUUUGCAUUUGGUUGCAAUGAUGAACUAAAACCAUCUGUGGAGAGCAGGUACCCUUUGAUUUGCAUAUUUUUUUCCUCAUGAAGGCAGUCUUUGUAGCCUGCGAGGUAGUCAUGAUUCUCAUCAGAUCUGUGAUAGCCACGGGAGAGAAAUGAAAAUAAAGGGGCAUGGUGAAUGAAAGUACAAGGCCUCAGCUGUUCACCUGGUUCAAUGUGAGAGUUUCAUCUUUUCUUAUUAGCAAAAGAGUAGUUUGUGUCAAACGUUCUGGACAAUAAGAAAAUGCAGAUCUGUGGUUUUCCUAAACAUAAAUUCAGUGUUACAACUGUGUUGCCCUGCUCUAUGUCCAAGGGACUGUCCUCCAAAUGCAAAUGGCUUUGAACUUUCUAUAGCGAAGGUCAAAGUUACACUGUACAUAAAACAAAACCUUUUUGCAUUAAGCAAUUAAAAAAAAAAAACCAGUUACAAAAUGGAGGUUGCAAUGGUGAGUGCAGAUAGCUCUGGGUGCAACAGCCACAUGCCCUAUGGAUAUGCAGUCCAAGCUCGGGCCCGAGAGAGAGAGCGGCUGGCACACUCGAGAGCCGCAGCAGCUGCAGCCGUAGCAGCAGCAACAGCAGCAGUAGAAGGUGUGGCAACAGGUGGAGGUGGACCAUAUCACCACUACCAUCAGGAACAGAGUCGAGGUGCGUCCUCCUCUCAUGGUGGGAAUGCGUCACGCAGCAGCAUGCCCCACCGGCAGAGCGGUAAGAGGCGGAAGAAAGGGAAAAAGAGGAGCCACCACUUGGGAAGUAGGGAGUGUGGGGCCUCCUUCCCCUGUUCUGAGCUGCUGCCUCUCAGUGGUUCUGAAGAGAGAAUACUGAAGGACUUGAGUGAGGAGGAAGAGGAGGACGAAGAUGAGGACGAAGACGAUGAGGAAGAAGGAAAGCUCUACUACAGUGAUGACUAUGGGGAGGAUGAGUUUUCGUACUCAGACCAGCCCCCUGAUGAUGGUGGAGGCCCUGGGGGUUACAGCUCUGUUCGCUACAGUGAGUACGAGUGUUGUGAGCGUGUGGUAAUCAACGUGUCAGGACUGCGGUUUGAGACCCAGCUGAAGACAUUAGCUCAGUUCCCGGAGACGUUGCUGGGUGAUCCAGCGAAGCGAGGCAGAUACUUUGACCCUCUCAGGAAUGAAUACUUCUUUGAUAGGAACCGGCCCAGCUUUGAUGCCAUCCUGUACUACUACCAGAGUGGUGGUCGGCUGAAGAGGCCAGUCAAUGUACCCUUUGACAUCUUCACUGAGGAGGUGAAAUUCUACCAACUUGGGGAGGAGGCCAUGCUCAAGUUUAGGGAGGAUGAAGGGUUUGUCAAAGAGGAAGAGGACAAAGCUUUGCCGGAGAAUGAGUUUAAGAGGCAGGUUUGGCUGCUGUUUGAGUACCCGGAGAGCUCCAGUCCGGCCAGAGGCAUUGCCAUUGUCUCUGUCUUUGUCAUCUUGAUCUCCAUCGUCAUCUUUUGUCUGGAGACUUUGCCAGAGUUCAGAGAUGACAAAGAAUUCAUCAUGUCCCUGAGCUUAGGGAAGGGGCUUUCCAAUGAGUCGCUUCACCUGGAUGCUGGGGAGCACACCAUCUUCAAUGACCCUUUUUUCAUUGUAGAGACAGUGUGCAUCAUUUGGUUCUCCUUUGAGUUUACAGUGCGCUGCUUUGCAUGUCCAAGCAAAGCACACUUCUUCAAGAACAUCAUGAACAUCAUAGACAUUGUCUCCAUCUUGCCUUACUUCAUUACUCUGGGCACUGACUUGGCACAGGAGCAGGGCAGUAACGGUCAACAGGCCAUGUCUUUUGCCAUCCUGAGGAUCAUCCGUCUGGUCAGGGUGUUUCGCAUCUUCAAGCUCUCCAGGCACUCCAAGGGUUUGCAGAUCCUGGGUCAUACGCUCAGGGCCAGCAUGAGGGAACUCGGCCUCCUCAUCUUUUUUCUUUUUAUUGGAGUCAUUUUGUUUUCCAGUGCUGUUUACUUCGCAGAAGCUGAUGAGCCUGCCACCCAUUUUCAAAGCAUCCCAGAUGCCUUUUGGUGGGCUGUAGUGACCAUGACUACAGUUGGUUAUGGGGAUAUGAAACCCAUAACUGUGGGUGGGAAAAUAGUUGGGUCCCUGUGUGCCAUUGCGGGAGUGUUAACCAUUGCUUUACCAGUGCCAGUGAUUGUCUCCAAUUUUAACUAUUUCUACCACAGAGAGACUGAGAAUGAAGAACAAACGCAGCUGAUGCAAAAUGCAGUCAGUUGCCCUUACCUCCCAACAAAUUUACUGAAGAAAUUUAGAAGCUCAUCAUCUUCAUCCACAGAGGAUAAAUCAGAAUAUUUGGAGAUGGAAGAAGGAGUUAAAGAAUCUCUUUGUGUAAAGGAGAAAAAAAGUCAGGACACGGGGAAUAGCAGUGAGUCAGAGAAGAAAAACUGUGUAAAUUCAAAUUCUGUGGAAACUGAUGUGUAAUUUUGAACGUUUCCAAAUAUAUUUAUGCAUUAAAGAGUGCAGUGAAAAUAAUGAAAUAUGCAAACAAGAGUCCGCAGCAUACAGUAGUAUGCCAUUUAAUGGUUAAAUACAAAUAAAAAGCAUUGCUAAACUUGUAUUACCUAUCAAGUAAGUGGUAUAACGUGAGGAAGGGAUUGCUAGAUCUGAUAUAAUUUCAGACUUUAUAUUUUUAUUAGAAUGCAAGUGUUUUGCACAUGAGGCUGAAAAAUUUAUUAACACCAAGUCAGUUUAAAAGUGGGUGCAUGAACUGUCGACAUCACUAAUAACAGCUUUGUGGUAACAGUUGGCAUUCAGAGGUAUUUACUAUGUAAGAAGCAAUGAAGUUUGGUAGUCAUUUAUCUAUUUAUCAGUGCUUUAAUAGCAGCUACCAUAAAUCGUUGGAUACCAUAGUCAUUGUUUUUCAAAUGGUAAACUUAUUGUAAAAAGAUAUUCUACAGAAGAUAGAUCUAAAUUUUUUUUUUUCUUGAAAUCUAUAAUGCUUGUUUUUAACUGGAAAUUUACUUUGAAGAGGCUGCUGAACCUCCAGAAAUUGUUUAUUUUUAUAACUCUCUAUGGAGGCAUUGCAGUAUUUGUUGUCUAAUAAUGAAAGAAAUGAAGUAAGAGAAACAUUUAACCUGGUCUGACUGCAAAGGCAAAAGGACUGGAAUGCUUUUUUGCACUACUUUAUAUGCUGGAGAUAUAUUGAAAGAGACUUCAUACUGUGAAUGUUUACUAAUGUAAUAGUUCAAUGACAAUCAUUGGAAGAGUGAAUUCUGCAUCAUAUUUUAUUGUUUCUUUUUUCUUUAUGUGAUGCUGAUGGCAAAACAGCUAACAUUACAUUAAUUCCAUACUCUUUUUAAUUAUGAAUAUCUGUG
This is a messenger RNA of Grus americana (Whooping crane), 4315 nucleotides long. RefSeq names its product potassium voltage-gated channel subfamily A member 4 (gene KCNA4). Gene Ontology annotation, cellular component: voltage-gated potassium channel complex; membrane. NCBI's taxonomy places the organism in Eukaryota, Metazoa, Chordata, Aves, Gruiformes, Gruidae. Gene Ontology annotation, molecular function: protein binding; delayed rectifier potassium channel activity; potassium ion binding. The record is from RefSeq and is a predicted model, not a curated record. Bases 1434 to 3422 code for a protein of 662 amino acids. Gene Ontology annotation, biological process: protein homooligomerization; potassium ion transmembrane transport. The transcript is spliced from 3 exons.